Molecule: messenger RNA, 1440 nt
Organism: Paramisgurnus dabryanus
Lineage: Eukaryota; Metazoa; Chordata; Actinopteri; Cypriniformes; Cobitidae
Source: RefSeq, a predicted model, not a curated record
UUUGCCCCGAUUAUCUGUGCUCUCUGCUGCCCUGGAUUACUUCAAGCCUUUGUGUUUGCUGGUGGCUCCAAGGACUGUUAUUCGCCUUUAAGACUGCCUUUUCAUCUGCAGCGGCGGACGCUCUCCACGGCUCUCCCGUCAGCACCACUAACGCUCUCUCCAUUUUGCCGUCUGCCUUGGAGUGGCCUUGCGCCCAGACGUGCCAUUGACUCUGUUAUUUAUAUUAAUUCAAUAAACUUUUUCUGUUAAUCUGCACUGGGAUCUCUCCGUGUGUUUAUGCCUGACAGAACGGACUUGCCAGAACUGGAUCCCGCAGAUAUGGACCAACCUAAGCAGAAUCCAGCUGACAGAGCCCGUCGGGCUCAACUUUUACGCUGUUGUCAUCAGCGGGGAAGAAGGUGCAGCGCUUUUGUGACUGAGUUUCUUUAUGCCAUGGGAGGGACCGGAUUAGACUGGGAGGAGCUCAAGAUCGCUUUCAACAGUGGCCUCGAUGAGCCUCUCAGCCCUAACGAGUUCGGCAUGCGGAGGUCCCUGGGCUUGAUUGAGUUGAUGAACUAUGCCAUGAAUCGUCCUCAGCCCGGGGUCUCAGCCGAGGUUGCUUCCUCUAACCCAUUGCCACCGAUCCCAGAGGGCCGCGUCGUCGGGAUGGUGGUCCCAGAGAGCUCAGCACCCACCACAUCUAGCUCCACAAGCUCUGCCCAGCCCCACAGCCUUCGAGGGAAGCGCGAGAGGCGGAUCUCGUGGGAGUCGGCGUCCGAGGGGUCCUCCACAGAUCCUGCCACUCCCACCACGGCGCUCAUUCCACCUGCCCCGUUCUCUGCUCCGCGUCCCAAGAAGAAGAAGAGGAGGAAGGGUUCCUCGGCUCUGCAGCCUGCUGCCUCCUCUCAGGCCCCUGAUCCGCUGCAGCCUCUGCCGUCAGCGCAGCCUCCGCUGCAGCCUCUGCCGUCAGCGCAGCCUCCGCUGCAGCCUCUGCCGUCAGCGCAGCCUCCGCUGCAGCCUCUGCCGUCUGCGCAGCCUCCGCUGCAGCUCCCUGUUAUUGUCCCUGUCCCGUCUCCGCUGCUGUCCGCAGCGGCCCCUGUCACUGUCCCUUUGUCGUCUCCGCAGCCGCCCGCUGCACCUCCAGUCAUUGUCCCUGUCCCGUCUCCGCUGCCGUCCGCAGCGGCCCCUGUGACUAUUCCUGUUUCGUCUCCUCAGCCGCCCGCUGCACCCCCGGUUAUUGUCCCUGUCUCGUCUCCGCUGCCGGCCGCAGCGCCCCCUGGCACAGUUCCUGUUUCCCCUCAGCCUUCUAAUCCUGACUUUGUUUUUCCUGUCCUGCCCCAAGCUGUUUCCUCCCCUAAGAACCCCGUUAGGCCUGCCCGGCCUCCACGCACCCAACCCUCAGCUACUCCCCGGGGUCAGAAGGCUCGCCCUGUACCCAGUCCCACCCCUUCCCCCCCGUGA